ACAGCGGUGAGCAAGGACGUAAGAUUUCUCUCUGCGCUGAACUGGAGAGCGAUAAUGAAUACAUAGAAGCACGUUCAUAGCAACGGCAGGAAGAGGAACUUUAUUUCAAAGUCAUAAUGUCUCGCUUUGGCAAUACGUUAUCAGUCGACACAGAGAUGUCAGCCGUAAACAGCAAUCGAGCUUCGAGAGUGCAUUUUGAAGACCCCGUUGACGAGGGAGACGACACAGACCUCGUAUCCAAGAAGAACAAAACUCGCUAUUGGUCGAAAGGGGAACGGCGGUACAGCGAGGCAGAGAAAGCUUUUCUUAGUAGAGUUAGGAUAAGGUCUGUUGUGGGGCAUAGUAGAGAGAAGAAGUUCGGGUGUUUGAAGUAUUUUGAUCCGGGAGAGGACAGAGUUUAUUUAUGGCUUUUAGUGGUUACUGCAGCGGUUCUUUACAAUAUAUGGACUAUCAUCCUACGCACGGCUUUCUCUCAACUCAACAAAGACCUCUUCAUUAUGUGGAUAGUUCUAGACUACACUUGUGAUAUAAUUUACGUCGGCGACGUCAUUGCCAGCAUGAGAACAGGUUUCUUAGAAGAAGGGAUUCUUCAAACAAACAAUCGUAAAAUUCGAAAACACUAUUUUCGCUCGGCCUCUUUCUAUCUGGACGCCGCUUCUAUCAUUCCUCUUGACUUCUUGUAUAUUUUCGUCGGUCUGAAUCCAGCUGUACGGCUCAACAGGAUCAUCAAAUUCCAUCGGUUUUGGCACUUUUUGGACCGGACUGAGAGCAGGACAACUCUUCCUAAUGUAAUUCGCAUCGCGUCUUUAGUUCAUUUUAUCCUGAUGAUUAUCCACUGGAAUGCGUGCAUCUAUUUCAUGGUUUCGCAGGCGAUUGGUUUCGGGACAGAUAGCUGGGUGUAUCCCGGUACCCAAGCUCAAAUGGGACCUAAUAGUACCUACAAUUCUCUCUCGCGGCAGUAUAUCUAUUCAUUUUAUUGGUCGACGCUAACCUUGACGACGAUAGGUGAAGUAACGCCUCCUCAAACAACAGUGGAAUACGUCAUUGUCACCUUUGAUUAUUUGAUUGGUGUACUGUUAUUCGCAACAAUUGUCGGUAACGUGGGCAACAUCAUCACCAACCUGAACGCAACCAGACUCGACUUUCAAAACAAAAUGGACGGCGUAAAAGCGUACAUGCGGUUUCACAAAAUACCCCAAGAUCUUCAGAAACGGGUUAUCAAAUGGUUUGACUAUCUGUGGACGUACAAGAAGCACCCUGAUGAAGAGGAGAUUCUUCUUUCGUUACCUGAUAAACUUCGUGCUGAAAUUGCCAUUAAUGUGCAUCUUGACUCACUGAGAAAGGUGACGAUAUUCCAGGACUGCGAGUCGGGCUUUCUGUGUGAGUUGGUCUUACGGCUACGUUCACAGCUCUUCUCGCCCGGAGAUUAUGUUUGUCGCAAGGGAGAAGUUGGACGAGAAAUGUACAUCGUCAAUCGAGGCAAACUAGAAGUGGUUUCAGAAAGAGGAACCAAGAUCUAUGCCGUUCUCGAGGCCGGUAGUUACUUCGGUGAGAUCAGUGUCCUUUGUAUGAGUAGCGCAGGAAAUCGUCGCACUGCUUCGGUUCGAUCAGUGGGCUACACAGAACUUUUCUGCUUGUCUAAAAACGAUCUCACGGAAGUUCUGAAUGAAUACCCAAUUAUCAAAGAAGAGAUAGAGAAGAUAGCGAAAGAGAAGCUAGAAAACGAUAAGAGACGAACAAGCAUGGCGUUCAGCCGGACGGAAGUUGGUAAGAGAGACACGUCGGAAGGAUCCAUGGUCGAUGAUAACGUCGUGACAAAAAUGAUCGAAAAAAUUGAAAAACUCGAAGCGGAUAAAGAAGACCUUUCGACAAAACUACAAAAGCAGAAAAGUGAAUAUGACGAGAGACUUGUUACCUUGGAAACGGCGUUGUCUGAACUUUUAAGGAAACGUUCGAAUGAUGAAUCUUCUCCUUCACCUUCUCUUAAGACAUCCAGUGAAUCUAUUUGGAAAAAAAGAUAGCUGGACCCACUUAUUCUAUUUAGUAAAUUUUAUUCUGUCUGUCCGUCCACCUAUUUGUUCUGUCUGUCUGUCUGUCUGUCUGUGACUGUCGUAUUUGACGUCUUAUUGCGGUAGCCUCUUACAGUCAACUCUUGUUACAGCGGACACCCUCGGGACCGUCAUUCCAACUUCGUAAUAGCGAGCGUCCGUAAUAGCGAAAAUUAUUUACGUCAUUUCUUUGUCAGUAUUUUUGUCGGGUAUUUUUUUCUCCUGUCCGUAAUGGCAAGGUGUCCGUAAUAUCGGGGUGUCCGCAAGGCGAGAGUUGACUGUAGUCCUGUAUCUCUACUCCUUUGUCACUAUCUCUCUGCUAUCUGUCUGUUUGUCUGUCUGUCUGUCUGUCUGUCUCUCUAUCCGAGUGUCUUUCUAUAUGCACAAAAAUCUCACUUCAAAACUAGAACUACACUUUUUCAAUUCAAACUUCUCAAUACAGCAUGACGUUAUUCAUAUUCCGAACAAAUUUUUAAAGGACUCGAGACCUAUUUGAUUACAUACGGCAAUAGUGAAGAGACUAUAGUUAGCCACGAUACUAAGGGGGAGGGUGAUAGAAAUGUUCAGUUGAGGCUUUGAAAAAGGGGCAAAUGAGAUUGCAGUAUUCGUACUUUAUCAAGAAUAUUGAUGAAUAAUUACCAAAAUGGUAAAAAGACAAUGGUAUGGCGGCCAUGUUGGUGGAAUUAACAAGACAGAUUAAUUCGUCAAAAAUAUUGCUAUUUUGAGACUUUUACCGAGGGUGUCAAAAAAUGGCGGCCAUGUUGGAGGGAAAUGAGAAGUCAGUCGACCAACAUGGCGGUGCAAAAUGUGCUAUUUAUAAUCGAAGUUAUAGAUUACAACGCCUCCCCAACAAGAAGACUCCGUAAACUUUUCUAUAAACUCGUGCGUCUUCACAUGUUAAUGGUUGUUAUGGAAACCUUGUACAUUGUCAUAGGAACGCGGGCAACCUCAACCUCAGAAUAGACCUUCGUACAACUAGUAAAACUUUAUUUUUAUUUUCUGAACAUUUAAAAAUCUAAAUCUAACUAUUUUGCGUUAUUUACAAUGUUAUGAUGAAUUUUAAGGCCCCUUUAUUUCGGCAAAUGAAGAUUUUUUAUUUCCCCUGAUAGUAAGUUUAAUAAAACGAUAUGUACAUGGCGCGUAUGUGUACAGGUUUAUACUGAUAUUCCUACCCUGGCAAACUUUUUUCCCAUUGGUCUACGGUAGUAUGAAUGUAAUAAGAACUUAAAAUGCUCAGAUGCAAAAUAAAUUAUCUUCCAGGUUCCAAUUUUAAA
Actinia tenebrosa (Australian red waratah sea anemone) is the source of this 3322-nucleotide messenger RNA. Its product is annotated as cyclic nucleotide-gated channel alpha-2. Gene Ontology annotation, molecular function: intracellularly cGMP-activated cation channel activity; protein-containing complex binding; voltage-gated potassium channel activity. Gene Ontology annotation, biological process: monoatomic cation transmembrane transport; potassium ion transport. Lineage: Eukaryota; Metazoa; Cnidaria; Anthozoa; Actiniaria; Actiniidae. Gene Ontology annotation, cellular component: plasma membrane; intracellular cyclic nucleotide activated cation channel complex. The record is from RefSeq and is a predicted model, not a curated record.